UGACUUUUGCGGUAGAAAGCGGUUCAUUUCUCUGCAGGGUUAAGUAAAGUUUCUCGUCGGAAUGCAUUUAAAAUAUCCAAGAAAGAGGGAUUUCUAUACUUGGGAAGAGUUACGCUGUCUGGCAAAGGCUUUGGGGUUUCGAAAGGAUCUUUUCCAUAAAAAUGUUUCCCAUGAAUCUGAAAAGGAUAAAUCCAAUGGCCUCAGCACAAAGUCCAUUUCAAACAUGCUGGAUAUCAAGUGUCUCCAUGGUGACAUUCAUCGUACAUACAAUAUGCAUGAUGCACUAUACAAUUCAAGAGUUAUAGAGAAAGCUGUGGAAAUGCUCUCUAAAAGAUAUUUAAGUUUUCAGGAGUUAAGAGAAGUGCGUGUAGCUUUUCAGUUGUAUGAACAUGAAGACAUGCUGGGAUUAGUUACCGAUGAGCACACUUUACUCAGAACUUUGAAGAUCUGUGGAAGAGCUGUUUCACCUGUAAAACUGAAGCAACAUAUCAAACACAUGAAAAGACAAGUUGCUGAUCGCAUUAUGCUCUAUGAAUUCUUAGAUCUCUUGCUCUUGUGUGAACGGGACACUGAGGUACAGCUUCAGCCUCUUCCACUAGUUACUGGUGUUGAUAAGAAUAACUUGUACAAGCUGUGUGAUUUUCAAGCUGUCCUUUGCACAGAAGAUGAGAAGAGGAUUCGCCAUCUAGACACUUUGUAUGAGCAAGGGUCUUUUAGAUCCAGUAUGAGUCACAACAAGGAUGUUCCUUCAUGGAGACUUCUGUACCAGGAUUAUUUUGUGGAUAGUAACCCAAGAAUAGAACUGGUCAGUAGGCAACAGCAGAGAUCCAUGGAGCUUUGUGAUCAUUUGGAUCACUCAAAUAAAAAGGUGAUGCAGGCCAGAUGUGGUUAUACUGGGACAUCCCAAAGAACUGCUUUUGUUGACCUCAAUGAUGUCAGUAGAAAAUUAAAGCCACUGGAAAGACCUCCUCUGAAAUUUGAACUGCAACAGCACAAGGAAGAAGUUGAAGAUGAAAAAGUUACAAAAGACAAGGAACACUAUCAGAAAAUUGACCUAACAAGAUUGAGUGCUUCAUCAGUAGGAUCUUUCAAGUUUUAUAGAGAAUUUGAUGGCACCACUUCAGCAAAGUUAUCAAGAACUUCAAAACUUGGACAUCAGGGAAUCCUAGUCACUCCAAGGGACCUCUACAAUUCACAUGUGAUGUCACAGAACUUACAGUGGGACAUGGAAACACAGUCCCAGAGGUUGAAACAAAUAAGUGAUAAACACAUGAAGGAGAAGUACUCCAGUUAUUACAAAAAGCUGAAAGUUUUUCAAGAUCCUGUUCAAAAUCCGGAAAGUGAAGGUUCCAGGCAAUCCAAGGUAAAGGAGAUGCCAGAAACCAGUACAACUGCGGUCAAACCAGCAGAUUCCGACCCAGUAGAACUUGUCAUCACACCACGAAAACAAGUUCCGAAAUUAGAUUCAAUAUACGACACAUUAAUGGAGAGAUUGCAGAAAACAGACACCCUGUUAGAUUUUGGCGAGGUCCGAGUUCAGGAGUUUGGUUCAUCAAUGCCAUCUAACGUCAGUGGUGGUCACUCACUGACAACCCAAAAGUUGCGUGUAGAACAAGUGACUCCUCAGAGGUUUGGAGUGACAGGGAAGGUUCGACUUCAAAGACUGGGUUCCCUAAGGUCAACUCAACCGAAGGAGACUGGUGAUUCAGAGAAACAAGACGAAGUUGAACAAUUGCUGGAGAAACUUCAAGAAGCGAAAUUUGUAGCGAGUGGUAAAAAGGGUUUUUUAAAUCCAAAAGCCUUCGUUUUCGCCAAGUGAUGAUAUCGUUUUUGACUGGACAGAACCACGUACAGGUUACGAAUUACGAAGGUGGGGUUGCGGGGCUUUGGAGGCCGCGAGUUUGCCGGAUCAAACCGGGCUUAUUGUCGGUCAGAACAAUUUUCAAGGUUCCUGUCAGUAUUACAUUUGUGCGCUCUUUGAUUGGUCAAAAAGACUCGCGUUCCCAUUUUUUAACCAGUCAGUCAUUCUUGUUUUCCCGCGCUCCAAUCAGUUGCCGUCUUCUGUUUCUGAUUGGCCGGUGUAAAUACUUUUCUUUCGGUCAGUUUUACGUCACACUCGAAUUCGCACCAUCUUGAAACAGAAACAUUUGGAGGUACAGAAUCUUACUUUACGGUACAAGAAUUUUAACCCUCAUUAUGAGAAUGACCCAAUUUGAUAAAUACUGCUAAAGAUUCAGAGAAAAGAACGUCUCUUCAUUUUCUCUUGUAUAGAUCUAUCACCUUGAGAAAAUGUAUAUAUAAAAAUAUAUAAAAAUUUAUCAGAAACACCAGGAAACACAACUGAGUUUCUAAGUUAAAUGUGUAUAUUUUUUCAGAAAAUUACUGUUUUCGCAAACUGUCAAAUUGUAUUUUAAAUUGUAUCACAACUCAUAAAAAUAUCAAUUCACUUAAAUUUUUGAUGCGCAAGAUAUAAAGACAAAUUGUACUAGUUUGACUAAUCAUAAUCCACCUUUUUUGGCUUAUCUCUAACUAUGAUGCUGAUGCAACUGAGCUACUCGAGUUUUUAGGGUGGAAAAAUCCUGCACGCCAGCAGGAAAUC
This is a messenger RNA of Stylophora pistillata, 2599 nucleotides long. RefSeq lists its product as uncharacterized. NCBI's taxonomy places the organism in Eukaryota, Metazoa, Cnidaria, Anthozoa, Scleractinia, Pocilloporidae. The record is from RefSeq and is a predicted model, not a curated record.